Molecule: messenger RNA, 2458 nt
Organism: Sphaerodactylus townsendi
Lineage: Eukaryota; Metazoa; Chordata; Lepidosauria; Squamata; Sphaerodactylidae
Product: gastrula zinc finger protein XlCGF17.1-like
Exons: 2
Coding region: 105-1313 (402 amino acids)
Biological process (GO): negative regulation of transcription by RNA polymerase II; regulation of immune system process; regulation of cytokine production
Molecular function (GO): RNA polymerase II cis-regulatory region sequence-specific DNA binding; DNA-binding transcription factor activity
Source: RefSeq, a predicted model, not a curated record
AUUUUCAAGAGCAUCAAAGAAUUCACACAGGGGAGAAACCUUUUCAGUGUUCAGAGUGUGGAAAAAAAUUCAUUCGAAGUGACAAUCUUCAACAACAUCUAAGAAUGCACACAGGAGAGAAACCUUUUGAAUGCUCUGAGUGUGGAAAGAGAUUCAGUCACAGUGGCCAUCUUCAAACUCAUCAAAGAACCCACACAGGGGAGAAACCUUUUGAAUGCUCAGAGUGUGGAAAGCGAUUCAGUCAGAGUAGCAGUCUUCAAAUGCAUCAAAGAACUCACACAGGGGAGAAACCUUUUGAAUGUUCAGAUUGUGGAAAGAAAUUCAGUCACAGUGGCCAUCUUCAGACACAUCUAAGAACCCACACAGGGGAGAAACCUUUUGAGUGCUCUGACUGUGGAAAGCGAUUCAGUCGCAGUAGCACUCUUCAGAUGCAUCAAAGAACACACACAGGGGAGAAACCUUUUGAAUGCUCAGAGUGUGGAAAGCAAUUCAAUCACAGUAGCACUCUCCAAAUGCAUCAGAGAACCCACACAGGGGAGAAACCUUUUGAAUGCUCAGAGUGUGGAAAGAGAUUCAGUCGGAGUUGUCAUCUUCAAAUGCAUCAAAGAACCCACACAGGAGAGAAACCCUUUCAAUGCUUAGAGUGUGGGAAAAGAUUUAGUUGCAAUAGCCACCUUCAAAAACAUCAAAGAAUCCACAUGAAGGAGAAAUCUUUUGAAUACUCAGAGUGUGCAACGAGAUUCUGUGAGAGUGGCAGUCUUGUAACAGAUCUAAGAACCUACACAGAGGAGAAACCUUUCGAAUGCUCUGAGUGUGGAAUGAGAUUCUGUCGGAGUUGCCAUCUGGAACAGCAUAUAAAAACCCAUACUGGGGAGAAACCUUUUCAAUGCUCAGAGUGUGGAAUGAGAUUCUGUCGGAGUUGCCAUCUUCAACAGCACUUAAAAACCCACACAGGGGAGAAACCUUUUGAAUGCUCUGAGUGUGGAAAAAAAUUCAGUCGGAGUUGCCAUCUUCAACAGCAUCUGAAAACCCACACUGGGGAGAAACCUUUUGAAUGCUCAGAGUGUGGAAAGAGAUUCAGCCGGAGUUGCCAUCUUCAACAGCAUCUGAAAACCCACACUGGGGAGAAACCUUUUGAAUGUUCAGAGUGUGGAAAGAGAUUCAGUUGGAGUGGUAAUCUUCAAAGACAUCUAAAAAUCCACAUGGGGAGAAACCUAUUGACUGUUCAGAGUGUGGAAAGAGAUUCAGUCAGAGAAGAAGUCUUGCACAGCAUCUUAGAAAACACACCUAGGACAAACCUUUGGAAUGCUUAGAGUGUGGAAGGAGAUUCAGUGAUAUGCACUGUUCUGAAUAGCAGUUAAAAACCAAAACAAAUGAGAAAUCUUUUGAAUGUAGUAUAAGGCCCCUAGCAUCUCCUCAGUUGAGACACCCCAGUUUGAUCCUCAGUCUUCUUUUAGUUCUUUUGAAGGGCACCCCCUUGAAAACUGAAAGUGCAAUGCAGGAAUCUUUGGGGUACAUACUAGAGUGCACUUCUGCUUGUCAAGUCCAAGGCACUUUCAUCAGGAGGCUGGACAUUACAAGGAUUUUUUACAUACCUUCUUUGGGUCUGAUGGCAUGUGGUCAACCGCAUAUCUAAUUCAUUCAUCACAGCAAAAUGAAAUCAUUUCCAGUUAAUGGGUAAUACCUGAAUCAUCAAAGCAGCUCAACAUCCGGUUAAGUCACCACACCUGAUGCUUUGAAAACUUCCUCACCUUGAAAUGUCAGGUGUCAUUUUUUACUCUUCCCACUUAAUUUUGAGGGCAAUUAAAUCAAAUUGUCCAGUCAAUGUCAAAGUUUAUUUUUUGAACCAAUCAUAAUCAUGGGAAAGUUCAGUUCCAUGCAAAACUAUGGAACUUUCCCCAUAAAAGGGAUGGGAGGAAUAAGGUCCAUGAAAAGGGUGUGCCAGGUUCCCCCCUCACUUGUAUACUCCUGCAACCACUUUUCAGGAUCCUUUCUAGCUCUCUUGUGGGACUUCCACUACUUGUGGGAUUUUUCAAUUCUCAGCUUCUCAUUCACCUUAGAUUGGGUAAGUAUUGGCCUCUCUCAUAGAAUCAUAGAGUUGGAAGAGACCCCAAGGGAGAUCAAGUCCAACUCCCUGCCACUCCUGUCAGAUGGCCAUCCAGCCUCUUUUUACAAACCUCCAAAGAAGGAGACUCCACCUUCCAAGGUAGUGCAUUCCACUAUUGAACAGCCCAUAGUGUCAAAAAGUUUUUUCUGAUGUUUAGCUGGAAUCUCAUUUCCUUCACCUUGAACCCAUUACUCCUGGUCCAAGUUUGUGGACCCCUCAGAAAAACAGCUUGCUCCCUCAUCAACUUGACAUCCCUUCAAAUAUCUAAACGUGGGUAUCAAGUCACCUCUUAACCUUCUCUUCACCAAACUAAACAUACUCAGCUCCAAACAUACCCAGCUCCCUAAGUCU